Didymodactylos carnosus is the source of this 418-nucleotide messenger RNA. Lineage: Eukaryota; Metazoa; Rotifera; Eurotatoria; Philodinida; Philodinidae. The record is from the annotation of a GenBank genome assembly.
AUGUUUCUUAAAACAUGUAAAGCUGAAAAUCUUAAAUCAAAAUGUACACGUAUCAAAAUUGCCUCCCCACAUUUCAAAUCAUCUGAAUCUUAUACAAAAUGUCAACAACUUAUAAUUCAAUCAGAAAUCAUGGUAAGUGUCAAAUGAUGAAAUUAAAUUAAAUGUAAAAUCAGCAAAUAAUGUUACGCCAGCAGCGACAAGAGGAGACUCGCCAACAACAGCAAUUUAACCAUAAUGUAGUUAUUAAUCUUUCAUCAAGAAAUCUAACAAAAGAUCAGCACGCUACACUUGCUUUUGGUUUACAAUAUAUAUUUCCGCCAACCUCUUUAGAUCUUUUAUAGACUCACACAUUGGUAGCGUAAUAAAAAUGUGAAUCAGAGGAGACAUUCAUUCAACCGUCCUUCGUUUAGAAAGAACU